AUGCCCUCUGCUACGGGUACUAAGCGUGUCAGGGUGAGUAUCCAGCGAAACCAACGCAGGGAGCCAAGACUGACCCAAAAGCCAUCAGGGAGUCUCAAUCUUUCGACCAUUUGUGCAGUCUUCGGUAGCGAAGCGCAACCUUUCGACCCGGCUACGAAACCAAGCGACGUAUCCUCAGACCACACCCACCAAUGGCGCGUGUACGUCCGCGGCGUGAACGGCGAAGACAUCUCCUACUGGAUUAAAAAGGUUCAGUUUAAGCUCCACGAAACCUACGUACAGAAUGUUCGCACCAUCGAGCACCCGCCCUACGAAGUGACUGAGACCGGCUGGGGUGAAUUCGAGAUCCAGAUCAAGAUCUAUUUCGUGCCGGAGUCCAUGGAGAAGCCGCAGACUCUCUGGCAUCCCCUGAAACUUCAUCCGUAUGGCCCUGAUGCGGAGGGCAAGAAGGAGCGGCGGGAGGUGGUUGUCAGCCAGAAUUACGAGGAGGCCGUGUUCAAUGAGCCAGUCGAGCAGUUCUACGAGUACCUUACUGGGGGCUCUGGGGCGCAGCAACCGCAUAAGGGGAAGAGUGGGAAAAACGCGAAAUCGGCGCAGCAGCAACGUGGUAAUGGUAGGACGGCGGAGAUACCGUACAACGAAACGCCCGACAACCCGUAUAGUCGGACAGCGGAGAAUAAGGAGCUUGAUCGGCUGGCGGAGGCAACUAAAACUGUUGAACAACUGAUCAAGGAUGAGAAAGAGAGGCUUAUUGCUCGAGAGAAAAGACUAGCGGAGUUGCGCGAAAGCGAAAAGGUUACUACGCAGCCGACAAAGAAGAGGUAA
Messenger RNA from Aspergillus mulundensis, 825 nucleotides. It is a transcript of the gene yaf9, whose product is annotated as YEATS domain-containing protein YAF9. The record is from RefSeq and is a predicted model, not a curated record. Gene Ontology annotation, biological process: regulation of DNA-templated transcription. NCBI's taxonomy places the organism in Eukaryota, Fungi, Ascomycota, Eurotiomycetes, Eurotiales, Aspergillaceae. The transcript has 2 exons. The coding region runs from base 1 to 825 and encodes 274 amino acids.